AGAGAGAGAAUUAUCAUACCAUAGUCAAUUCUCUUGAAUAGUCAUGAUUUUGUCCGUCUCCUCUACGAAAAUUAGGGUUUUAGUUAGUCAAUUAGGGUUUCUCAUCAUCAAUUAGGUCUUUAAGCUUCUUUGAUUCCAUGGAAAAUCUCUACAAUUAUUGAAUCAGGAGAUACAGCAAUGUUGCUCAAGUAGUCUAGAUUUUAGGGAUUCAUUUAUUUUCCGAGUCAUUUCAAGUGUCUAUGGCGUCGGUUUCUUCAUCAUCUUCUUCGCCAUCUGUACGAUUUGGUGGUAGUGGUGGUGGUGGUGUUACUACUUCCGCUGUUACUGGUGGUUCUACUACUAGUGGAGAAGCUCUUAGUAAAAUACUUGCUAAUCUUUCUACCAGAGGAAACCCUAAGGACGGUGCUGCAUUAGCUUUGCGAAAACAUGUUGAGGAAGUGGCUCGGGACCUUAGUGGGGAGGCUUUUUCUCGUUUCAUGGAUCAGUUGUAUGAUCGUUUCACCAGGUUAUUGGAAAGUACUGAGGCUGCUGAGAAUUUGGGAGCUUUGAGAGCCAUUGAUGAAUUAAUCGAUGUGACACUUGGAGAGAGUGCUUCCAAGGUGUCAAAGUUCUCUAACUAUAUGCGCACCAUUCUAGAGGUUAAGCGUGAUCCUGAAGUUCUAAUCCUCGCCAGUAGGGUGCUUGGCCAUCUAGCUAGAGCCGGGGGAGCAAUGACUGCAGAUGAAGUGGAGUGUCAGGUUAAAAUUGCAAUGGGUUGGCUUCACAGCGAUAGAGUAGAGUAUCGUCGAUUUGCUGCUGUCUUGAUUCUGAAAGAAAUGGCAGAAAAUGCACCGACAGUUUUCAAUGUCUAUGUGCCCGAGUUUGUAGAUGCCAUAUGGGUUGCCCUCAGGGAUCCAACUUUGGCUGUUCGUGAACGGGCAGUUGAAGCCCUACGUGCUUGCCUUCGUGUGAUUGAGAAGCGUGAGACUCGUUGGCGUGUGCAAUGGUAUUACCGCAUGUUCGAAGCUACCCAAGCUGGAUUGGGAAAGAAUGCUCCAGUUCAUAGCAUACAUGGUUCACUGCUUUCAGUUGGGGAACUUUUAAGGAAUUCUGGUGAAUUUAUGAUGUCAAGGUACAGAGAAGUAGCUGAUAUUGUUCUUGUAUACCUGGAGCACAAGGAUAGGCUUGUUCGUCUAAGCAUAACAUCCUUGCUGCCUCGUAUAGCUCACUUCCUACGUGACCGUUUUGUUGCAAACUAUUUAAAGAUUUGCAUGGAUCAUAUUCUUGCUGUUCUACGGUUACCAGCUGAACGCGCUAGUGGGUUCAUUGCUCUAGGAGAGAUGGCUGGUGCUUUAGAUGGUGAACUUGUCCACUAUUUGCCGACAAUAAUGUCUCACUUGCGAGAUGCAAUUUCUCCUCGUAGAGGUAGACCCUUGCUCGAGGCUUUGGCUUGUGUUGGAAACUUUGCAAAGGCCAUGGGGCCUGACAUGGAACCCCAUGUUCGAAGUCUUCUGGAUGCAAUGUUUUCUACUGGUCUUUCUUCCACCUUGGCUGAAGCUCUUGAGCAAAUAAUUGUUGGCAUCCCGUCUCUGUUGCCUACUAUCCAAGAGCGCUUGCUUGACAGCAUUUCUCUAGCUCUUUCAAGGGCUCCUUUUCCUCAUUCAAGGGCAGGUUUUGUAGUCGCUCGUCCAAAUGUGAUGAAUAACCCUCGGCAAGUACCAGAGCUUAGUGGUUCGGCUCUCGUGCAGCUUGCUUUGCAAACACUUGGUCGUUUCAAUUUCAAGGGUCAUGAACUUCUCGAGUUCACUAGAGAAUCUGUUGUUAUAUACCUCGAAGAUGAGGAUGGAGCUACCAGGAGAGAUGCUGCCUUAUGCUGUUGCAAGUUAGUUGCUAAUUUCUUUUCUGGAGUAGCAUGUGCACUGUUUAGUUCAAGUAGGUUGAGUCGAACUGGAGGAAGACGACGACGUCUUGUUGAGGAGAUUGUCGAAAAGCUCCUGGUUGCAGCUGUUGCAGAUGCUGAUGUCAAUGUCCGGCUGUCGGUCUUCUCUUCUCUACAUGGAAAUGGUGGGUUCGACGAAUUUUUGGCACAGGCCGAUAGUUUGACAGCUGUUUUUGUUGCUUUAAAUGAUGAGGAUUUUGUUGUUCGAGAGUACGCAAUCUCAUUGGCUGGGAGGUUAUCAGAAAGAAAUCCAGCAUAUGUUCUUCCAGCACUUCGUCGCCAUCUCAUACAACUAUUGAAGUAUCUAGAACAAAGUGCCGAUAGCAAAUGCAGAGAAGAAAGUGCAAAACUAUUGGGCUGCCUGAUUCGAAGUUGUGAACGACUCAUACUUCCAUAUAUCGCUCCAGUACACAAGGCACUUGUGGCAAAGCUUUGUGAAGCCCCUGGGGUGAAUUCUAACAAUGGUGUGGUCAAUGGUGUUCUUGUUACUGUUGGGGAGCUUGCAAGAGUGGGUGGUUUUGCAAUGAGGCAAUAUCUUCCUGAACUGAUGCCACUAAUUGUUGAUGCCUUAAUCGAUGUUUCAUCUGUCCUAAAGCGUGAAGUGGCUGUUGCAACGCUUGGUCAACUUGUGCAGAGCACUGGGUAUGUGAUUGCUCCAUAUAACGAGUAUCCACUAUUGCUUGGUUUGCUAUUGAAGUUGUUGAAUGGUGAGCUGGCUUGGUCAACCAGACGAGAUGUAUUGAAGGUUUUAGGGAUUAUUGGUGCUUUGGAUCCUCAUGUUCAUAAACGCAAUCAGCGAAGCUUGCCAGGGUCUCAUGGAGAAGUUAUCCGUGCAGCUUGUGAUACAAGCCAACACAUUCGAUCAAUGGAUGAGCUACCCAUGGACCUUUGGCCAUCUUUUGCCACAUCAGAAGAGGAUUAUUAUCCUACGGUUGCAAUCAGUUCACUCAUGCGGAUUCUUCGGGAUCCCUCUCUUGUAAGCUAUCAUCAAAAGGUGGUUGGUUCUCUUAUGUUUAUAUUCAAGUCCAUGGGCCUUGGUUGCGUUCCUUAUUUACCGAAGGUGUUGCCUGAUCUUUUCCACACCGUUCGCACAUGUGAAGAUGGACUGAAGGAGUUUAUAACAUGGAAGCUUGGGACAUUGGUAUCUAUUGUGCGCCAGCAUAUACGCAAGUAUUUGCCAGAAUUGCUGUCUCUUAUAUCUGAAUUAUGGUCAUCUUUCAGUUCGUCAACAUCUAAUCGUCCUCUGCAUGGCUCACCUGUUCUGCACCUGGUAGAGCAGCUUUGCUUAUCGCUGAAUGAUGAAUUUAGGACAUAUCUACCUGUUAUUCUUCCUCGAUGUAUUCAAGUACUCAGUGAUGCUGAGCGGUUUAAUGACUACUCCCAUGUUCUUGAUAUUCUGCAUACCCUUGAAGUGUUUGGCGGGACUUUGGAUGAGCACAUGCAUUUACUUCUUCCUGCACUCAUUCGAUUGUUUAAAGUCGAUGCUUUGAUGGAUAUUCGGCGUGCUGCUAUUAAGACUCUUACAAGGUUGAUCCCUUGUGUGCAGGUAGCUGGACACGUAUCAUCCCUAGUGCAUCAUUUGAAGCUUGUCUUGGAUGGAAAAAAUGAUGAACUUAGGAAGGAUGCUGUUGAUGCCCUUUGCUGCUUGGCGCAUGCUCUUGGGGAGGACUUCACUAAUUUCGUGCCAUCAAUCCAUAAACUUCUACUGAAACACCGUUUACGGCAUAAAGACUUUGAGGAAAUGGAAGGGCAUCGGUGUAGACGUGAGCCAUUAAUAUUAGGGAAUUCUGCUGAUAGAUUGACUCGAGCAAAUCCUGUUGAGGUCAUAAGUGACCCUUUGAAUGAUGUUGAGAACUUUGAGGAGGGACCUGAGAUGCACAAUCAACUGAGAAGCCAUCAGGUUAACGACGGUCGAUUAAGGACAGCUGGUGAAGCUUCUCAACGGAGUACUAAGGAAGAUUGGGCAGAGUGGAUGAGACAUUUUAGUAUCGAACUUCUCAAAGAAUCUCCAUCUCCUGCUUUACGAACCUGUGCAAGGCUUGCACAAUCGCAGCCUUUUGUUGGACGGGAGCUGUUUGCAGCUGGUUUUGUGAGUUGCUGGGCUCAACUGAAUGAAACUUGUCAGCAACAGUUAGUUCGUAGUUUAGAGAUGGCAUUUUCAUCUCCAAAUAUUCCUCCAGAAAUUCUGGCAACACUCCUUAACUUGGCUGAGUUUAUGGAGCAUGAUGAAAAACCUCUCCCGAUAGAUAUUCGACUCCUUGGUGCUCUUGCAGAAAAGUGUCGAGCAUUUGCGAAGGCUCUGCAUUACAAGGAGAUGGAAUUUGAAGGUGCCCGCUCCAAGAAGAUGGAUGCUAACCCAGUCGCUGUUGUUGAAGCUCUUAUACAUAUAAAUAACCAGUUGCACCAGCAUGAGGCUGCCGUUGGAAUACUGACUUAUGCUCAGCAGGAUUUGGACGUUCAACUGAAGGAAUCCUGGUAUGAAAAACUGCAGCGGUGGGACGAUGCUCUCAAGGCGUACACUGUCAAAGCAUCUCAGGCAGCUAGCCCCCAUGUUAUUUUGGAUGCUACAUUAGGUAAAAUGCGAUGCCUAGCUGCACUAGCUCGAUGGGAAGAGCUUAAUAACCUCUGCAAGGAGUUUUGGACCCCUGCGGAGCCUGCAGCUCGAUUGGAAAUGGCACCUAUGGCUGCUAGUGCUGCUUGGAACAUGGGGGAGUGGGAUCAAAUGUCAGAAUAUGUUUCUCGUUUGGAUGAUGGGGAUGAAACCAAACUUCGGAUUCUAGGGAACACUGCUGCAACUGGUGAUGGAAGUAGUAAUGGUACUUUCUUUAGGGCCGUUCUGUUAGUUCGUCGUGGGAAGUAUGACGAGGCACGUGAAUUUGUAGAUAGAGCAAGGAAAUGCUUGGCAACAGAGCUCGCAGCACUGGUCCUUGAGAGUUAUGAUCGUGCAUACAGCAACAUGGUACGAGUUCAGCAGUUGUCUGAGUUAGAGGAGGUCAUUGAUUACUGUACUCUACCUCUGGAAAACCCAGUUGCUGAAGGACGGCGUGCCCUUAUUCGUAAUAUGUGGACUGAACGUAUACAAGGAACAAAGCAGAAUGUAGAGGUAUGGCAAGCGCUUCUCUCCGUCCGAGCACUUGUGCUACCCCCGACAGAAGACAUAGACUCUUGGGUUAAAUUCGCUUCUCUUUGCCGAAAAAGUGGUAGGAUUAGUCAGGCACGAUCUACUUUAGUCAACCUGUUACAGUACGACCCAGAAACUACUCUGGGAGAUUUACCAUAUCAUGGACCUCCACAAGUGAUUCUGGCCUACUUAAAGUAUCAAUGGUCUCUUGGGGAAGAUCUGAAACGAUAUGAAUCAUUUGCAAGGUUGCAGGAUCUUGCUUUAGAGCUUUCUGGAGCAAUGAACAGUUCGCCAAGGCUGCCAGUUGGCUCAGUUAGUUCAUCAAGUUUUCGAAUCCCCCUUAUGGCCCGUGUUUAUUUGAAACUCGGGACUUGGCAGUGGGCACUUUCUCCAGUGUUAGAUGAUGACACCAUACAAGAAAUCCUUGUUGCAUUUCGAUGUGCCACUGAAUGUGCAACUGAUUGGUCGAAAGCAUGGCACAAAUGGGCACUAUUCAAUACUGCAGUUAUGUCUCAUUACACCAUAAGAGGCUUCUCUGAUUUAGCUGGGCAGUAUGUUGUAGAGGCUGUUACUGGUUAUUUCCACUCAAUUGCAUUUGCAGCAACAGCGAAAGGAGUGGAUGAUAGUUUACAGGAUAUUCUUCGUCUUCUCACGUUGUGGUUUAGCCAUGGAGCUACAGAGGAGGUUCAAUUGGCACUGCAGAAAGGAUUUGAUCAUGUUAAUAUCGACACAUGGCUUGUUGUGUUGCCUCAAAUAAUUGCUAGAAUACAUUCAAAUAACGAUGCUGUGAGAGAACUCAUACAAUCACUUCUGGUGCGGAUAGGUCGGGGACAUCCACAGGCUCUGAUGUACCCCCUUCUCGUCGCAUGUAAAUCGAUAAGCAAUUCACGCCGAGCUGCAGCACAAGAAGUGGUUGAUAUAGUUAGGCAGCAUAGCGGUGUACUUGUGGAUCAGGCACAACUUGUCUCCAAAGAGUUAAUUAGGGUUGCAAUACUUUGGCACGAAACGUGGCAUGAAGCUCUCGAAGAAGCCAGCAGGCUCUACUUUGGUGAACACAACAUCGAAGGGAUGUUGAAUGUUCUGGAGCCACUGCACGAAAGGCUCAAGGAGGGGGCAAGCACUAUUAAAGAACAGACCUUCAUUCAGGCAUAUGGUCAUGAACUACAGGAGGCCUAUGAAUGUUGCAUGAAAUAUAAAAAGACUGGGAAGGAUGCUGAACUUACUCAGGCUUGGGACUUGUAUUAUCAUGUAUUCAGACGUAUUGACAAGCAGCUUCCCAGUCUUACAACCUUAGAUUUACAGUCUGUUUCACCAGAGUUGCUUGAAUGCCGCAACCUAGAGCUCGCCGUGCCAGGAACAUACCGUGCAGGGUCACCUGUUGUUACCAUUGCUUCGUUUGCGCCACAGCUUGUUGUGAUAACAUCUAAACAGCGUCCCCGCAAGUUGACAAUUCAUGGGAAUGAUGGUGAAGAUUAUGCUUUUCUGUUGAAGGGGCAUGAAGAUUUGCGUCAAGAUGAGCGUGUCAUGCAGCUUUUCGGUCUGGUUAAUACCUUGUUGGAGAACUCAAGAAAAACUCAAGAUAAGGAUCUUUCUAUUCAGCGUUAUGAUGUCAUCCCAUUAUCCCCAAACAGUGGGUUGAUUGGAUGGGUUCCACACUGUGAUACUUUUCACCAUUUGAUUCGAGAAUACAGGGACGCCAGAAAGAUCACCUUAAAUCAAGAGCAUAAGCUUAUGUUGGCUUUUUCUUCGGAUUAUGAUCAUUUGCCACUCAUCGGUAAAGUCGAAGUGUUUCAGCAUGCCUUAGAAAAUACUGAAGGCAACGACUUGUCACGGGUUCUGUGGUUAAAGAGUCGCACUUCCGAGGUUUGGUUAGACCGUAGGACAAAUUACACUAGAAGCUUGGCUGUCAUGAGCAUGGUAGGUUAUCUCCUUGGAUUAGGAGACAGACAUCCAAGUAAUCUUAUGCUACAUCGUUAUAGUGGAAAAAUCUUGCAUAUUGAUUUUGGGGAUUGCUUCGAAGCUUCAAUGAACAGAGAAAAGUUCCCAGAGAAGGUUCCAUUCCGUUUGACAAGAAUGCUAGUGAAAGCAAUGGAGGUUAGUGGGAUUGAGGGUAACUUCAGAUCGACUUGUGAGAAUGUGAUGCAAGUGCUGCGAACAAAUAAGGAUAGUGUCAUGGCGAUGAUGGAGGCUUUUGUACAUGACCCUCUCAUAAAUUGGAGACUUUUCAAUUUUAACGAAGUUCCUCAAACAUCAAACCCCACAAGUACUCAUGUCCAGCCAGCUGUAAAUACCGAGGAACCUGUGCCGGAUAGGGAGCCGGCUCAACCUCAAAGGGGUGUUAGGGAAAAGGAACUUCUUCAGGCUGUUCACCAACUAGACGAUGCAAAUGGAGUUUUAAUUGAGCGCGCUAAGGUUGUGAUGAGUCGAAUGAGUAAUAAGCUUACAGGGCGUGACUUUUCCACGGGUGCCACAAUGACCCCUGGAGAUGCUGGUGAGGUAGAACAUGGGCUGUCUGUUAAACUCCAAGUUCAGAAAUUAAUCAUUCAAGCUACAUCACAUGAGAAUUUGUGUCAAAACUAUGUCGGGUGGUGUCCGUUCUGGUGAACAGAUGCUCUAGCAUGCAUGUGUUUGUAAAUUUUUGGUGUAAAUAGUUACGAUGGGCUUGAGCUCAGGAGGACUUCUUGUCAUGGAAUUAUGUUUUUUGUAAUCAUGUAAAUAUGAUGUAUAUAUUUGAUGAGAAAGACGGGUCAUUCUGUAAAUUUAUUGUUGAAAGGGAACCUGGAGCAUACUGAUGUAGUACUAACCAUUUAAGGCAGAUAUAUCGGCGCUGUUGGCCGUUGGGGGAUUGUUCAGGGUGUACAUAGCCGGUCUUUGUUAUUUGUUGUGAGGUUCAGAUGUACAUAUGACCUCGUAAUUUUUCUAUGCCACUUAAAAAAAUGUAGCUAGCUUACAGUAUUUCUAAUUAAAAUCAAGAGUUUAUUCA
Molecule: messenger RNA, 8022 nt
Organism: Papaver somniferum (opium poppy)
Lineage: Eukaryota; Viridiplantae; Streptophyta; Magnoliopsida; Ranunculales; Papaveraceae
Product: serine/threonine-protein kinase TOR-like
Exons: 57
Coding region: 240-7643 (2467 amino acids)
Biological process (GO): negative regulation of macroautophagy; TOR signaling
Cellular component (GO): TORC2 complex; nucleus; TORC1 complex
Molecular function (GO): protein serine/threonine kinase activity; protein binding; protein-containing complex binding
Source: RefSeq, a predicted model, not a curated record